AAUUACCAGGCUUACUACGAUCUUCAUCAUCCCAAGAAGAGAAACUGGAAGAGAACAGUUAUCGGUUUGGCUGCUUUGUCUCUAACUGGCUAUGGUCUUUACUAUUAUUACUGGCCUCAUCACACUUUUCCUACCUCUGUUGCUAAACUUUUGAGAAAGGGACUAUGGGCAGAAUCCAACAAGGAAAACAACAACUAUGCUGGUGCUUUACAAUUUUAUAUUCGUGCCUUGGAAGAAUGCAAUAACCUAGAAAUCGAUAAAUUAAGCGAUGAAUAUACUGGAGUUCAACUAAAAAUCGCUGAAAUGUUGGAAAAAUUAAACCUAUUAGAGGAAGCUAAAAACAUCUAUCAAGAAUUAGCCGAUUUAUACUUAUCCACCCUACUUUCAGAGAAAAUACCUAUUGAAACUAGACCUCACAUAAUUCAAAAGGAUUUGAGAAUUGUAAUUAAAUUAGUUCACCUAAGUGAAUCUGAUCCAACUUAUUGUUCAAAUUUAUUAUUAACUCAUUGCAUAAAAGCUCAAGAAGAAGUAGCUAGAAGAGGUGGAUCACUAGCUAGCAACGAUUCAAUAGUUCAUCCCAGCCCAAAGAACCAUGAUUUAUUCAUAUCAUAUCCUGUAAAUUCUCAAGCUUGGUUCCCCUUUCGCGAUGAAUUUUUCAUUGCUAGAGAUUUAUAUAUCUCAACUUGUUUAAGGUUAGGUGAACAUUUAUUAGCAAUUAGAUCUCAAAUAACUACUUUACAAUGGAUGGUAAUGGCUGAUUGCGAUUUUCCUGAUAUCAUAAUGUGUCAAUUUAAUCUUGGUUCACUAUUAUAUUUACAAGCUGAAGAAUAUGAAAGUAGAGAAUUAAAUGCUAAAAAAAAUAAUAACGAAAAAGAUAUUCAACUCUUCAAAGAAGAAAAAGAUGAAUGUUUAAAAAGUGCAACUUUUUGUUAUGAAUCAAUAUUAGAAGCUGUAAAAUCUUUUCCUCCUGUUAUUUCAAGAGACCAUCCUCAAAUUGUUGAAGCAUUAGCCUUGACUACAUACUCAUUAGGUGUAAUAAAUUUGCACACUGGAAAUCUUGAAAAGGCAAAGGAAUUAUUAAGAAGAUCAAGAUUAAGAGCCAAGGGCAUAAAUAAUGAGGAAUUAGUAGCCGAAGCUGAAGCUGAAUUAAAAAAAUUAGAAAAAGAAGAAAAAUUAUUAGAACUGAAACAAAAAGAAAAUAAU
Molecule: messenger RNA, 1203 nt
Organism: Ascoidea rubescens DSM 1968
Lineage: Eukaryota; Fungi; Ascomycota; Saccharomycetes; Ascoideales; Ascoideaceae
Gene: MGR3
Product: Mgr3p
Exons: 1
Biological process (GO): protein quality control for misfolded or incompletely synthesized proteins
Cellular component (GO): i-AAA complex
Molecular function (GO): misfolded protein binding
Source: RefSeq, a predicted model, not a curated record